GGCCAGAGAGUAUCCAUGAAGGAACCAGUAUGUCUGAUUGAGAACGACAGUGAUGGGAAGCUGCGUGUUGUCCGCAGUGCACUGGACAUCCUGGACCAGAUUGACCAGCAUGUGGUAGUGGUGUCGGUGGUCGGGCUGUAAUGCACCGGCAAGUCCUACCUCAUGAACAAGCUGGCUGGAGAGAGGAAAGGUUUUGCCCUGGGAGCCACCAUCCAGUCCAAAACUAAGGGCAUCUGGAUGUGGUGUGUGCCUCACCCUGAAAAAAGAGACCACACCCUGGUGCUGCUGGAUACAGAGGGUCUGGGGGACGUGGAGAAGGGUGAUGAGAAGAAUGACAACUGAAUCUUUUCCCUGGCUGUCCUGCUCAGCAGUACUCUGGUGUACAACAGCCUGGGAACCAUCGACAACAACGCCCUGGAGAAACUACACUAUGUGACAGAACUGACAGAGCACAUCAAGGURAAGUCCAAYCAGCGAGACGGGGAGGAAUCUUCAGAGUACCUGCGUUACUUUCCUUCCUUUGUGUGGACAGUCAGAGAUUYCACCCUGACCCUGGAGGUUGAUGGGAGACCCAUCACAGCCAAUGAGUACCUGGAGAACACUCUUAAACUGAAAACAGGUCAAAGUGCAAAGGUUCAGCAGUACAACCUGCCUCGUAGUUGCCUGCGGAACUAUUUCUCUCCUCGCUGGUGCUUUGUGUUUGAGAGGCCAGCCAGCGGAGACAAAAUGAGAUGUAUGGAGGAGCUGACCGACGCUGACCUGGAGCCUGCCUUUGUGGAGCAAGCCAAGGAGUUCUGUGACCACGUCUUCAAGGAGGCCAAGACCAAGACCCUGAAACAGGUCCUGAAAGUUAUCGGCAGACGUACCAGGGCUGCGGAGUUUGAGGGGCGGACAGUCAGCUGGGGGACACGGGGCUACUGCUAGGAGCUGGGACUGGUAUCCUUUUUCUUUUUGGGGAAAUUUGGAUUGUUUUGAAUAUAUUGGAGAUAUUUGGGUUGAGGGUGGGACCCUCAUUUUUAAGGGGGGUGUCAUUGCAGGGGCGGUUCCUCCUGCAGGCAGAGGAGGGUCGUUGGUGAUUGGAGCCACCUGAGCUCAGGGUAUUUAUUAAACUUGCUUCACUAAUCACUUCUCUCUCUCUGCUCCUCCAGGUAUGAUCCUGUUUUGUUCGUUCCUUUGUAGUUGUACACAGUUUUCACUCAGUCAUAUUUACACAGAGAUUCACGCAUCCUUGCACUUUACAUGCACCCUACAUUAUG
Salvelinus sp. IW2-2015 is the source of this 1256-nucleotide messenger RNA. Lineage: Eukaryota; Metazoa; Chordata; Actinopteri; Salmoniformes; Salmonidae. The record is from RefSeq and is a predicted model, not a curated record.